AUGCAUACUCAGGAUCCAAAUUCAAAAGUUCUUCCAUUCUACAUCAUUGAAGAAGAUGUCAAUGAUUUGUGCAUUCACUGUUCUUAUGAUUUGUGUAAACUCGAGUUGGCUCCCCCUCCCAUUGAUGGGGAAUGGCUACCAAAAAGUGCAGUCUAUGCAUUAGUAGAUCUUAUGGUGGUUGUUUUUAGCCUCCCAAAGGGACUUUUUAAGGAGUGUAGAAAGAGAGUUCAAUCUGGAAUGCAAAUUAUCCAAGAGGAACUGGUGCAACUUGGGAUUACUGAUGGCAUUAAAGGCAACGACAUCGCGACAACGGGGCGACACGAGUACCCGGCUCACGCACAGAAACCACCUCCACUGGCCGUACGGCUCCAGCCAUACCUCGUCCACCACUCACGGUCAGCACUAACCCCAAGGUGCAACCAAGCUAAGAACCUCUCUGGUGACCGUCAGCACAACACAAAACGAAGCGGCACCACACAAAAGACCCUGACUGAGGGUCCCAAAAAAACCAACAAUGGAGCCAAACGCCACCCACCAAAACAGUCGACAAACCACGAGCGAACCACAGACAAAACGGAAAGAACAGAGGGAGAAGGAAAAGGAAGGGGGGAGCCGAAGCUCCCAUCCCCGACGAGCACACAGGAAUUUGGGGCAGUAUGA
Messenger RNA from Fraxinus pennsylvanica, 660 nucleotides. The record is from the annotation of a GenBank genome assembly. NCBI's taxonomy places the organism in Eukaryota, Viridiplantae, Streptophyta, Magnoliopsida, Lamiales, Oleaceae.